AUCUGUCAUUGUCCCUCCUACUCCCUCGAUAACCUCCCUAGUCGCUUUUGCGCACCGCCAAAAUGUUCCGCACCGCUCCUCGUAUGGCUGGGUUCGUGUUCCGUGAGAACCGUGUCCCCUACUACCAGCGUCUUUUCCAGCAGCACGACGGCAAGCGCCAGUGGUGGAAGACUGAGCGCAGUGGCUACGUCAUGUGGCCCUACCUGAUCUCCGUUUACGGCAUGGGCAUCGCUACCACCUACGCCAUGGGCCGUAUGGUCUUCGGCCACAAGACCUGGUUCGGCAAGGAGUAAACUCUUCGCCAAUUAGACACCUUCUCGUCGCAGCUUGUUGGCUUCAAUUGGCGGUGUAUCUCUAUUUCCAUGAUGGGCGGCUAGAGAGGAAGAUUACCGACGUUGUAUAUAACAUAACCUAAGGCGUCAAAGCGUUAUCUCUUUCCUCUAUAUGAUCGGCCGUAUAUGGAACCUCGUUUCAGCACUCUUCGUUCCAGGAUACCAAUCGCGAUAUGGUAUGAUGGCCUGGAUGAUACCCAAAGGAGUAGGCAUAAGUCCGGAUAAGGAGGUCACAACCUUACAAUGUUGAAUGUACCUCAUGGCCCAAUCUAGGAGAUGUUUAUGUCAUGAGUAACAAUAUGCAUGUCAGACUCAAGGAACGCCCAUGGCAUCUUGAUGAUGGCAUGAUCAAGACGCCGGCUGAACCCGGUUAAGCCGGGGAAUACUUGCUCCGGAAAAAAUCGAAAUGGUAACUCACUGGAUGCAUGUACCGACU
Aspergillus ibericus CBS 121593 is the source of this 768-nucleotide messenger RNA. Its product is annotated as cytochrome c oxidase subunit 7. NCBI's taxonomy places the organism in Eukaryota, Fungi, Ascomycota, Eurotiomycetes, Eurotiales, Aspergillaceae. The record is from RefSeq and is a predicted model, not a curated record. The transcript is spliced from 5 exons. The coding region runs from base 63 to 293 and encodes 76 amino acids.